AUGGAGGCGAGCAGCGACGGCAGGCCUUCGAAGUGGCAGUGCACUCCCGUGCUGAAGCUCAUCCAGGACUUCCCCGUCUCGAGCCCCUUGUGGAGCAGUGUCAAGAAGGCCAUGGCCAUCGCCCGUUUGGUGGUCAUGGACCAACCGCUUCCCAUGUCCAAGUCCGCCAACCGUCCAGUGCCGACGCCCAAAGAGUCUCGUGCGCUCCUGCCUUGGUUCCUCGGGCUCUACCAGAACCUCGAAUCCCUUCCAGUCAGGUACAAGAUCAGUCGCGGAUAUCUCAAGGACGUCAUGAUGACCAUCCCGCCCGGCUACGUGCCAGCGGCCUAUCCCGAGAGCUACGUCGAGCAGCAACAGCAGCCCGGUUACGAACGCCAGCAGCGCGAACACGAGACCGUCGUGACGUCAGCUGGUUUUGUUCAUCGUCAACAGCAGCUGAUGUUGGACGGGGUCACAGUUUACCCUACGUCUGCUGCCUUCCAGUUCGCGCCGGACCAGCAGCAACAGCAAGAGCAGGACCAGAUGCUGCUGACCGGCUUCGACACCGCCCUCUCGGAUCAGUGCAUGUUUGAUUCAGAGUUCAUCGCCCAGCUGGCGCGGAUGUGCAACAUCGACGGGAUGGACGUCGCGUACAACACGAUCCCGGUCACGCCGGAGACGGUGUCGUCCUACCUGCGCGAGGCCAUCUCAUCAGACCCCGAGCAGUGGCGCCGAGAUCGGUGGGCCAGCGACGAGAGCGAGAGAGACCUCAGCUGGGAGAUCGUCGUGGGACUUGGCGGGUGCAACUCCCGCCUCUGCCUUGCUCCGGUCGUCCACCAGCCGGGUCAGCCAGCGGUCUGGGAGGCUAGGCGGCCUCUCUUGGGUCGCGCCUCUCAGGUGGGCAGCAUCGACGGUCUCUACGAGCGCAUCGUCCCCGACGUCGACGCUCAGUGCCAGGACGCCGAGGCGGUGGUUCGGUCUCUUCUCGCCAAGGUGGGCUGCCUCAACGCCACUACCGUCCAGCUUCACGCUCGUUGGAUCGAUGCCGACAAGUCCCAGCAGAACUGCGACGAAGCAAACAUCAUGCUCUUCAAUCUUGAUGGCGAGCCGAUCGUCGAAGCCGCGGAUCUAGACGAUGGCAGGCGUCUCUGCGUGGAAACCAUCUUCGGCGGCGAGUUCUGCCAUGGCGAGGAGGAUGGCGAGAACCAAGUCAACGUGAUGAACAACACCGAGGGAGAACAGAUCUUCUUCCAUCAGUUCAACGACCCCAGCUGCAGUUUCGAGCGCCUGGCCAAGUAUUGCGCCACGGAGGGCAUCAGCCGAAUCGUCGUGGAGCCAGACGAAGAGGCGCCACGCCGUGGUGUAGGCCAUACUCAGGUUCAACGGCGAACUCAUAGAGACGUGCAAGUCGAUCGACCGCAUGUGUGGAAUGGACACCGAUGA
Acanthamoeba castellanii str. Neff is the source of this 1422-nucleotide messenger RNA. RefSeq lists its product as uncharacterized. The coding region runs from base 1 to 1422 and encodes 473 amino acids. The transcript has 3 exons. The record is from RefSeq and is a predicted model, not a curated record. Lineage: Eukaryota; Discosea; Longamoebia; Acanthamoebidae.